Messenger RNA from Morus notabilis, 1597 nucleotides. Its product is annotated as F-box/LRR-repeat protein At3g48880. The transcript has 4 exons. Gene Ontology annotation, molecular function: protein binding. Lineage: Eukaryota; Viridiplantae; Streptophyta; Magnoliopsida; Rosales; Moraceae. The record is from RefSeq and is a predicted model, not a curated record. The coding region runs from base 412 to 1329 and encodes 305 amino acids.
GUUCGGAGCACGUGUGCGUUACAAUUUGGUGGGUUUUUUUUUAAUUUUUUUUUAUUUGGGUUUUUCUGACUUCAUAACACUCACAGGCUUUUUUACUCUUGUCGGAACGAACCAACCAUCUGUGAACAAGCCAUUCGGCCAAAACAGAAACACACAAGUGUUCCAACACAAACACACACUUUGCAUAUCUGAUGAUGAUGACGGUGAAUGGUUCAUAAAGCGAGCAGGACCGGAAUGGGAGUUACGCUGCGCUGAAAAAGGGCAAAAACAAAGCCCCUUUUGGAUUUCUCUUUGUGGGUAAAUGAUUGAAGCUUUUCGUGUCGUGAUCUUGAAUUCUUCGACGUAGAAUUGGAUUUGAUAGCCCUCGGGAGCUGUUAUAAUGUGUUAGGAGGAGUUUGGAAAGCUGUGGGCAUGGAAGACAGUUACUCUGUAUCGCGAAGAUGGGAAGAUUUGGACACUGACAUAUUGGUGAAGAUUUUUCAAACUUUUGACAUCUUCGAGUUAACUUCAGGGAUUGCUCAUGUGUGCAGCGCAUGGCGCUUGGCUUGCUGUGAUCCUUUGCUGUGGAAAACACUCGACUUAUCGAUGUUGAAGUCUAAUUUCAUAAAAAUCCCGCUGGAGCCCUAUGUUUAUGUCGAUGGUCGGUCUGAUAAGACAUUGACUCGCGUGUUGAAGAUUUCCUUGAGUCUUAGCCGUGGAAACAUUAUGACGCUGAUCUUCCAUUUCAACUUGUACGUGAGUGAUGAACAGUUGACCUACACUGCUGAAAGGUGUCCACGGCUCAAACGCCUAGUUCUUCCAGCUUGGAACAGAAUAAAAAAGACUGGAAUAUGCAAGGCCAUCCGAGUGUGGAAAGAUCUUGAAUCCCUGACGAUGCCCAGCAUAGCUAAUCCGCCAUACUUCAUGGAGGAGAUCUCCAGGAACUGCAAAAAUUUCAGUGAACUUAAGAUCAUGGGUCCCUGUGACGUGCUAUGUGCUUCUACAAUAGUUACAUAUCUUCCGAAAUUGAAAGUGUUGAGCCUCCGAUGCUCGCUGCUCAAUAAGGAUGCUCUCAUCUUGAUCUUGGAGGGCUUAAAGCACUUGGAGGUUCUAAAUAUAUCACAUUGCCUUCUGAUUGAGGUCCCUCCUCACCCUGCGUCCAAAAGAGUCAUUAAAGAACUUGAUCGUUUUAUCCUCGAGAGGGCAUCUCGGUUGCGCUUAUUUCUAACGUGCAUGGAAGACUCCUGCCUCAUGUGCGAGCGAACGAAAAACGAUGAAGGGCUUAUGAGGUGGUACAAAUAUGAGGAAGAUCUGUGGAAAGCUGACGAGGUUUGCUCACUUGCUCUUUGAUUUGAGCGUUCUGACGCUGUACUUUAGGUAGAUGUUGUAGCUUAUUUGCCUCUUUUUUUUUUUUUCUGUAAACGUGGUUACUUUUCGGCCAGAAAACGUAAUAAAACAUUUUGGAAUGGAUGUGAAUGAGAGCUCUCUUCGUGGAAUUAAUGUAAAAUCUUCUGUUUAAAGACAAUGUUUUCUCUUUCUUUGGAUAUGGGUGUGUUUGGAAUGUGGAGUUCCUAAGAUUUUGAUAAAUGGGAUUUAAUGCCCGCUUGGCAAGAGGCAA